This is a messenger RNA of Guyanagaster necrorhizus, 1557 nucleotides long. RefSeq names its product glycoside hydrolase family 30 protein. NCBI's taxonomy places the organism in Eukaryota, Fungi, Basidiomycota, Agaricomycetes, Agaricales, Physalacriaceae. The transcript has 17 exons. The record is from RefSeq and is a predicted model, not a curated record. Gene Ontology annotation, biological process: glucosylceramide catabolic process. Gene Ontology annotation, molecular function: glucosylceramidase activity. The coding region runs from base 1 to 1557 and encodes 518 amino acids.
AUGCUUAUUUUUCCAAUAUUCGCCCUCGCGUUUGCACGAUGCGCCUUUACCCAGCAGAUAUGGGACAUCUGGGAGACAACCUGGGAUCGUCGUAGUCUGCUUACGCGGAAACCACUCUCAGCCGCCGUCAACUUCGCAGCCACAGGUGCUUCUCAGAGUGCACAUAUCACCGUCUCGGACAGCACUGUUUACCAGACAAUUCUUGGGUUUGGCGCGACCCUUACGGAUGCUUCAGCUAAUCUUCUGAAUGACUUAAAGGGGAAAAAUUCGAAUAACUACUGGAAUCUUCUGCGUCAGUCGUUCGACAUGACCGAUGGCGCUAAUGCCGCUGGUCUCAGUUAUAUCCGAGUUGCACUUGGCGCAACCGAUUUUUCUGCUUCGGUCUACAGUUACGACGACUCAAACAGCGAUAACAUUUUGAGCAACUUCUAUGUAAACAAUGCCCCAUGGUAUUUAUUCGCUAUUCUGCGCGAUAUACUAUCAGUGAAUAGUCGCUUAAUGGUUCAUCUGGUUCCUUGGUCGCCUCCCGCAUGGAUGAAGACGACAGGAUCGAUGAACGGAGGCUCACUGAUUGAUGGCUACAUCAGCGUCUAUCCCACAUAUCUGUUGAAGGCCGUCCAAGGUUUCUCAGGUAAAGGCGUACCGAUUUACGCAAUCUCAAUUCAAAAUGAACCGCAAUACAGCACUAAUAGUUAUCCAUCAUGCUCGAUGCCUGCCGCAACGGAAGCUCAGAUUGGGAGAACCUUACGGACUCUUCUUGAUAACAACGGUUUCUCGAGUGUCAAGGUUAUUGCAUACGAGCACAACUGGAACAACGCUGCGACAUACCCCGUGGAGGUUAUGCAAGCAGCUCGAGACUCCUUUGCGGGGGCGUCGUUUCAUUGUUACGAAGGAAGCGUUGGCCUUCAGGAAUCCUUCCACUCUGCAUACCCAGAUAAGGAAAUCUACUUCACGGAAUGCUCUGGAACGCUCGGCAGUGAUUGGUGGCAGGAUAUUAAGUGGUACAUGGAUAAUCUCUGGAUAGGAAGUUUAGAACAUUGGUCCAAGACUGGCCUAAUGUGGAAUUUCGCCCUUGAUGGUAGCGGAAACCCGAAGCUUCCGGGUGCUAACAGCUGCUCAGCUGGCUGUCGGGGCGUCGUCACUAUCAAUAACGACGGCUCUUAUUCUUUCAACCAAGAGUACUAUUCCAUGGCUCAGGCCUCGAAGGCAAUCAUACCGAAAGAUGUGGGUGGUCCAUUUGGCCAGAGAAUCGGCGUCACUGUCAGCGGUAGUGACGGCUGGGCUUUGCGUGUUGGCGCAUAUGCAACCGGCAGGCAGUCUGCAAGCGAUUGGGUUCGAUAUUCGCUGGUCGUGUUGAACUGGGAUGACAGCGCUUCGUCUUCUUGGAACCCCGUUGCGGUUACGGCCUCUAUAGAGUUUAGAGGGAUGCAGGCUACGUAUACAUUCCCGGUUGGCGUUACCACCCUUUGGUGGUUUGCGGCGUCUUCAACCUCGAGGCGCAGUGUCCGUUCGCAGUGGAUGACCAAUACGACUUUCACAAAUAGUACUGAUUGUUAA